AUGGCGGACCGGCGGCGCGCGUGGAACACGGAGGACGACCUGCCCGUGUACCUGGCGCGGCCGGGUAGCGCGGCGCAGACGCCGCGCCAGAAGUACGGCGGCAUGUUCGCCGCGGUGGAGGGCGCUUACGAGAACAAGACCAUCGACUUCGACGCGUACAGCGUGGGCCGCCGCGGCUCGGCGCGCACGCCUCGCAGUGCUGGCCGGCCCGACGCCGUCGGCCUGCCGGGGCCCGGCGGUAGCGAGGACACGGCCAGCGACGUGAGUGAGCUCUCGGGCUCGGCGGUCAGCUCGCCGGGCGAGCGCGAGGAGCGAGCACCCGCGCUGCGCAUCCGUUGCCCUGCGCCCCGUGACCUGCCACUCGGCCGGGACAAUGGCCAGAGUGACCGACUCCUCAUCAAAGGUGGACGGAUCAUCAACGAUGACCAAUCCUUCUAUGCUGACGUCUACCUGGAAGAUGGACUUAUAAAACAAAUAGGAGAGAACUUAAUAGUUCCUGGUGGAGUGAAGACCAUCGAGGCCAAUGGGCGGAUGGUGAUUCCCGGAGGUAUCGAUGUCAACACGUACCUGCAGAAGCCGUCCCAGGGGAUGACCGCUGCCGAUGACUUCUUCCAAGGGACCAGGGCCGCACUGGCAGGCGGGACCACGAUGAUCAUUGACCAUGUCGUCCCUGAACCUGGGUCUAGCCUGCUGACAUCCUUCGAGAAAUGGCAUGAAGCAGCUGACACCAAAUCCUGCUGCGACUAUUCCCUCCAUGUGGACAUCACAAGCUGGUACGAUGGUGUUCGGGAGGAGUUGGAGGUGCUGGUGCAGGACAAAGGUGUCAAUUCCUUCCAAGUCUACAUGGCAUAUAAGGAUCUCUACCAAAUGUCUGAUAGCCAGCUCUAUGAAGCCUUCACCUUCCUGAAGGGGCUGGGAGCUGUGAUCUUGGUCCACGCGGAAAACGGAGACUUGAUAGCUCAGGAACAGAAGCGGAUCUUGGAGAUGGGCAUCACAGGUCCCGAGGGUCAUGCUCUGAGCAGACCUGAGGAGCUAGAGGCUGAGGCCGUGUUUCGGGCCAUCACCAUUGCUGGCCGCAUCAACUGCCCGGUGUACAUCACGAAGGUGAUGAGCAAGAGUGCAGCGGACAUCAUCACCCUGGCCAGGAAGAAAGGCCCCCUGGUGUUUGGCGAGCCCAUCGCUGCCAGCCUGGGGACCGAUGGCACCCACUACUGGAGUAAGAACUGGGCCAAGGCAGCGGCAUUUGUGACCUCCCCUCCCCUGAGCCCAGACCCCACCACGCCUGACUACUUGACCUCCCUGCUGGCCUGUGGGGACCUGCAGGUCACGGGCAGCGGCCACUGUCCCUACAGCACUGCCCAGAAGGCGGUGGGCAAGGACAACUUCACUCUGAUCCCUGAGGGCGUCAACGGGAUUGAGGAGCGGAUGACUGUUGUCUGGGACAAGGCAGUGGCUACGGGCAAAAUGGAUGAGAACCAGUUUGUUGCUAUCACCAGCACCAAUGCAGCCAAGAUCUUUAACCUGUACCCCAGGAAAGGGCGGAUUGCCGUGGGCUCGGAUGCCGAUGUGGUCAUCUGGGACCCCGACAAGGUGAAGACCAUAACAGCCAAGAGUCACAAGUCGGCUGUGGAAUACAACAUCUUCGAGGGCAUGGAGUGCCACGGCUCCCCGCUGGUGGUCAUCAGCCAGGGCAAGAUCGUCUUCGAGGACGGCAACAUUAACGUCAACAAGGGCGUGGGCCACUUCAUCCCCCGGAAGCCUUUCCCCGAGUACCUCUACCAGCGCGUCAGGAUCAGGAGCAAGGUUUCGGGAUUGCAAGGUGUUCCCAGAGGCAUGUACGACGGUCCCGUGUACGAGGUGCCAGCCACACCCAAAUAUGCGACUCCUGCUCCUUCUGCCAAGUCCUCGCCUUCCAAACACCAGCCCCCGCCCAUCAGAAACCUCCACCAGUCCAACUUCAGUUUAUCAGGUGCCCAGAUAGAUGACAACAAUCCCCGGCGCACUGGCCACCGCAUCGUGGCGCCCCCUGGUGGCCGCUCCAACAUCACCAGUCUCGGCUGAAGGCGGACGAGUGGACAGAUGAGCUAGCGUGAAGCGUUCUAGGAAUAAUGUCCAUUCCUUUCCCUGUCGGGGAUUGGCAAAUCCGCAGUUUUAUUUGGUACUGAUGAGGGGAAAAAUUGAAUGAUGUUCUUUCCUCUUUUGUUUAGGAAGAAGUGGUACUAGUGUGGUGUGUUUGCUUGGAAACUCCUUGCCCCACAGUUGUGUGUUCAUGCCGACUCCACCUCAGAGCAUGGGUCUCCAUUUCCCUCCUUAGUGAACGCAGGUUCUAGCAUCGUCUUGUACUGUCCCUCCCACUUCUGACUCCACGGGCUCCAUGAAUCUCUGGGUGGUUCCUUUCGCACCCUUGUAGCUGCUCUAGGAUAGUUGAUGCAUGUUACUAAAUUAUGUGUGCAAGUCUGUGAGUGCAUCUGACGGAACAUUGCCGAGGACCAAUGUAGACACAAUGCCGAGACCUCAAGCCCUCAGGGGCAACUCCAAAACUCUUUACCGCGAGGAUGUUUACUCAUUGCCCCCACCCCAAGUCCACGCUAGAAAGAAGCCUGCCCCACUCCUCCCCGCUCCACCCCCCUUGAGAACCUUCUGUGAAUUCUCAGAGAGGCAGGGGAGCCUUCCAGUGUUUGCAGAGAAACAUCAUCCACGUCCUGUGUCAGAAACUCUGGUCUCCAUGGCACUUGUGACUCGCCAUGCUGUCUUCUGGUCUGUGUGUGUCCUUCCAGCCAGCUCCGACUUCAGGCCUAACCAGGUUCACACUCAGAAAGGGGGCUCCCCACCCCCAUCAGGGCUGACAAUGGUCGGGCAACAGCUGCUCCCCGUUGCCCCGCUCCUGGUCCCUUCGAGGUGUUUGACGGGGCAGUCAGAUUUUUAAAGUUUUGUACAAAGUUUUCCUUUGUAAUCACCCCCCAUUUUUACUUACCAACUGACUUAUUGUGGCUCUUAUUUCUGAAUUCAAAGCUUGUGAAAAAAUAAAGAAAAGAAACAGCCUGCUGGCCUGACCAG
This is a messenger RNA of Mirounga angustirostris (Northern elephant seal), 3057 nucleotides long. RefSeq names its product collapsin response mediator protein 1 (gene CRMP1). The record is from RefSeq and is a predicted model, not a curated record. Gene Ontology annotation, cellular component: cytoplasm. Gene Ontology annotation, molecular function: hydrolase activity, acting on carbon-nitrogen (but not peptide) bonds. The transcript is spliced from 14 exons. Bases 1 to 2061 code for a protein of 686 amino acids. Lineage: Eukaryota; Metazoa; Chordata; Mammalia; Carnivora; Phocidae.